Prunus persica (peach) is the source of this 939-nucleotide messenger RNA. RefSeq lists its product as uncharacterized. Lineage: Eukaryota; Viridiplantae; Streptophyta; Magnoliopsida; Rosales; Rosaceae. Gene Ontology annotation, molecular function: protein dimerization activity. Bases 1 to 939 code for a protein of 312 amino acids. The transcript has 3 exons. The record is from RefSeq and is a predicted model, not a curated record.
AUGAAGUUGACAUCACUUAAUAUGCAGAAGGACAUUUCAACUGAAAUUAUCAAGGCAAUCAUAAGGGAAAUUGGUGAUUCAUUAUUUGCCAUUCUUGUUGAUGAAUCAUGUGACAUGUCUUCAAAGGAGCAAAUGGCAAUUGUGCUACGUUAUGUGGAUAAAGGUCAGCUAGCUCUGGUAGCUGUGGCAAAGAAAUAUUCAGAAAUUGUAGAUUUAUUUACUAUGGUUUCUAAUGUGGUGAAUGUUGUGGGUGCAUCCGCUAAGCGCCGUGAUAUGCUGAGAGAAAAGCAUGCUGAUGUAAUUUUUGAAGCACUCAAUAAUAAUGAGCUCUUAAGUGGGCAAGGCCUGAAUCAAGAAACUAAUCUUAAGCGGUCUAGUGAUACACGAUGGAGCUCUCAUUAUAAUUGUUUAAUCAAUUUGGAAAACAUGUUCCCGUCUGUGCUAGAUGUGCUUAAGAUUCUCCGAGAGUUAAAUGAUUGGUUCAAUGAGAAGAAUACUGAAUUACUUCUUUGCAUGGCAUGCUUGAGUCCAAGUAAUUCAUUCUUUGCUUUUGAUAAAGCAAAGUUGAUGCCACUUGCCCAAUUUUAUCCAAGUGAUUUUUCUGAGCACGUCCUCAAAUUACUUGAAGAACAACUUGAGAAUUACAUUUGGGAUGUGAGCUCUAACAAUGAAUUUACAGAAUUGAAAGGGAUUACUGAUCUUGCGCAGAAGAUGGUUGAGACAAAAAAAGAUCAGAUCUACCCUUUAGUGUACUUGCUUCUGACACUAGCACUAAUCCUACCUGUUGCGACAACAAGUGUAGAGCGAGUAUUCUCUGUUAUGAAUAUUGUGAAGAAUCGGUUACUCAAUCAAAUGGGGGAUUUGUGGAUGAAUGAUUGCUUGGUUGCAUAUAUUGAGAAUGACAUUUUUAAUAGUAUAGAUGACGAGGUUGUUAUGUAA